GAGCUUCUUCCUCUCUCUGCUGGUGCUUUCUCGUAGAAUAGUUAGUGCAUUUGUUUGGUGACCUUUAACCAUUAGCUGCUGCAGAGAGUAGAUCCCUCGGUGCUGGGACUGGGGAGAUGUUGCCCUUCCAGCCAUUCUGGGGGAGACAAACCACUCCAUGCGUCAGAGCUGAAUGGCUUUGAGAUCCCAAAGGCAGUAAUGGUGCUGGCCCUGCAGAGGUCAGUGCAUGCCAGAGAACGGGCUGCUGGGGAGAAGGAGCACUAGGCAAGCUUCUGCUGACCAGCUUGUUGGAGCAGAACUGGUGUCGAAUUGUGAGCACUCGGGCAGGGACUGUCCUCUGAGUGCAUACAGUGCCUAGCACAUCAGGGCACUCCUGGUAAACAAAGUGUUAUACCACUAACCCCCUUCUCCAUUUCUCUGUCCCCUGCUGCCUGCCUGAAAAUCCCUGUACUGUUGGGAGGAAGAGAACCUGAAGAUGUUCCUAGGAGUUGCGCCCUUUCAGCAAGGGGGAUAGAUCAGUAAGAAUCCCAGGCCUACAGCACUUUAAGCAAACAUCAUGACUUUCGUGAUCUUCUGGCGAAGGGACUGCUUGAUCUCCGCCUCCAGCCGCUACCACCUGAUGGCGAUGUCCCUGGCCGACACUGUGGUUCUCGUUCUUAUUGUUCUCGUUGAGAUGAUCCUGAAAUGCUACAGCACAGAGCCAUUCUGGUACCGGGACCCCUGGUGCACCCUUCGGGAUGUCUUCAAUUACGGUGCGGUCAACGCCUCCGUCUGGCUGGUGGUCUCCUUCACCGUCGAGCGCUUCGUGGCUAUCAACACCUUCAAGCUGAAAGCAAAGCUGUGCUCCCCGAGACGCACACUCUACACAAUCGCCUUGGUUCACAUCUGCAGCUACCUAGUGGCUAUCCCAUAUUAUUGGUCCAACAGAUCAGAAAGGGUGAAUGGGACGGGGCGGGCGGUCUGCAAGUUUAAUCCUGACCUUCCCAACUCUUACAUCGAAGGGCUGGUUUGGUUUCAGGCCUCACUGGUCAACAUUGUCCCUUAUAUCAUCAUCUUCACCUUGAACAGCCUGACCCUCAGGCAGAUCGUCCUCAGCAACAAAGUGCACUGUGUGAUGGCCGGAGGGCUCCACCGAGUGAACUCUGGGACCCAAUUCAGGUACCAGAAGAAGAAAUCCAUCCGCCUCCUUGUGACUGUCUCGAUGAUGUUCGCUUAUCUGGGCGCCACUAGGUUCGUCACGCAGAUUAUUCUCCGGACCUGCCAUUACGACAUAGAGAGACAAGAUUACUCCAAGGCCAUUAACAUUGCGGUGGACCUUGGCACUAUGCUGGAACUGACCAACUCAGCUGUGAACAUGUAUCUCUAUGCCUGCACCCAGACUGCCUUCCGCAGGGAGCUAGUCCAUUGCCUCAAGGCUCUCCUCUUUCCCUGCAAAGCACAGAGAACGCACCCAUCAGCCAUCUUCCAGGUAUAAUGCACGUUCCAGCUUUGUCAUCGAUUGGCAUGGAGUGUUGGUAGUUCGGACGUGAAAUAGGACAUGGGUAUCCCAGCCCCUCCGAGUGACUCUUUCAGCGCUCAUAGGAAAACUGGCUGUGAUGGGUCAAUGUUAUAGAGCCUUAGAAUUAGAGCUGGCCAAAAUUCAGGAUUGUAGGAAAUUUCUCUAUUUUAGAACGUUUCUUUCUGAAUGGGAACAAAACCAAAUUUUUUGAAAUUUCCCACAACUCAGAAAUUCUGAAAGAAACACGGACACCCAAUCUGCUUCUUGGGACCCCAGC
This is a messenger RNA of Mauremys reevesii (Reeves's turtle), 1775 nucleotides long. RefSeq names its product probable G-protein coupled receptor 142. The record is from RefSeq and is a predicted model, not a curated record. Bases 557 to 1474 code for a protein of 305 amino acids. NCBI's taxonomy places the organism in Eukaryota, Metazoa, Chordata, Testudines, Geoemydidae. Gene Ontology annotation, biological process: G protein-coupled receptor signaling pathway. Gene Ontology annotation, cellular component: membrane. Gene Ontology annotation, molecular function: G protein-coupled receptor activity. The transcript has 2 exons.